GAGGAAACACGUCCGAAGUGACUGACUACAACGUGACUGGCUGAAACACAUGGUCCGGUGAUCGUGAUCAUGAUUGCAAAUCGUCUCGCGCCAAUCGUCACCCUCGUCCUCGUGGUUCUGCUGUCGACUAUCCAUCACGGAGAAGCAAUAAUAUGCUAUCAAUGCAACAGCGAAUACGAUCCAAGGUGUGGCGAUCCAUUCGAUCCGUACAGUCUUGGAACGGUGAACUGCAGCUUUCAGCCACGUUUAGAACAUUUGAAUCACCUGGAGCCUGUCCUUUGUCGAAAAAUCAGUCAAAGAGUGUACGGGAAGAUCAGAGUUGUCAGAGGUUGCGGAUACAUAACGGACAAGAGAGACGAUGCCGAUUGCCUGAUAAGAUCAGGCACUCACGACGUUCAUGCAGUCUACUGUGCAUGCACCGGUGAUCUUUGUAACUCGGCCGAAAGCCGCACGCCGUCCUUCUUACUGCCGUUGACGUCUUUGUUGACGGUUGUCCUGACGAUGCCGAGUUUCCUCCUUUCGUGCCCGUUCGCAAUACCUGUCCUAACCUCGCCGCACUUCUCCAUAGCCUAAACUACUCCAGCCACCAGCGGACAACACUUUAACGCCUAAAAACUGAAUCAACGAUGCAAUAGAGAGAAGACCGUUCGUUCGGAUCCGGAGCAACUCGUUUUCCUGUCACUGUUCCUCCCCGUUCGUGUUAGAUCGCGAUACAUUUUAGAUCCUGUACACAUAUACGUACGUAUAAAUUAAGAAUAAUCGAAUAAGCGAAUUUCAACAAAAGUUUCAAUCUUGGAAGUUAAACAUUUCACUCGAUUCGUUGAAUUUUUUAACGUGUUUUAAUCAUUCCUAGCGAAACGGGACGCCGGGAACUGGGACUAGUUGAACGAGUUGAAACGUAAUUACGUAUUGCUCUGUCAUUGUUAUUUAAAAAAAAAAGAUGCCCGGUCGAGAGCAUAGAGAAAUAUAUGAUUCGAAUGAUUCGAAGGCAAAAGUAGUCAAAUUACAAGAUAGUAGCUCUUAUGGUGAUACAAACUGCCAGAUACGCAAGAGCGUACUUCAGUAGUACACUUUACAAGAAGAUUUAAACGGAAAGGAAAUAAAAAAAAAAAUACACACAUACGGCCUCCGCACGUGAAACUACCCAAAAUAUCUCGCAUAAGUGUAGAAAAUAAAGAAUGGAAAGGAACUAAUUACAAGAAAAAGGAACCUCAAAAGAUACAUAUAUAUUAAUAUAUAUAUAUGUAUGUAACGUAGCGCCAUUGCGAUUACAUUCGCAUUUUGUGCUCUAUCGCUAAAUGGAUGAAACAAAAGAAAAAAAUAUAUAUAUACAUACAAAUAUAUAUUAUAUUUUAUUGGAAGAGAAACAGAAAUGGAAUUGCACGUAAGAAAGAUAUUACAGCUUAUUUUUAGAGAAAUAACAUCGGGUUGCUUUCGUGAAUGCCGGGUAUUAUACUGCAAUAUUUGGAAAAAAGAUAAGAAAAACAAGAAGAUGGAAACAUAUCAAGGAGCAAGUUACCCUGCCCUUUGUUCAAACGAAGAAACGAUGAAACAAAUAAAUAAGAUUCGGCAUUACGAUUGCGACCCGUAUUUCGCUGAUUUUUGCAAUAAAAUGCUGUGUAAAAUGAUAGACGAUAGCGGAGGAAAUGAAGAAAAAAAAAAGAAAAAGAAUAUACUGACGUGCGUAUGUGUGCGUGUAUGGCGAGCGUGCGUUCGUACGUGUGUGUGCACGCGGCUGCGUGAAUGUGUGCGUGUAUGUAUACGUAUAUUUGCGUUAAAGGAACGCUAAAAGAUUAUUAACGGAUAUAUAUAGUUCGAUUAAAGCGAAACGUUGCUACUUCUUCGAUCGUAGCCAACUAAUGAAGAGUCAGUAAAUUAAAAGAAUAAAAAAAAAAGCAUGAACAGAAAACCAAAAAACAACAAGUG
Molecule: messenger RNA, 1926 nt
Organism: Frieseomelitta varia
Lineage: Eukaryota; Metazoa; Arthropoda; Insecta; Hymenoptera; Apidae
Exons: 4
Coding region: 70-573 (167 amino acids)
Biological process (GO): sleep; regulation of synaptic transmission, cholinergic; positive regulation of voltage-gated potassium channel activity
Source: RefSeq, a predicted model, not a curated record